Xenopus laevis (African clawed frog) is the source of this 1834-nucleotide messenger RNA. It is a transcript of the gene mdfic2.L, whose product is annotated as myoD family inhibitor domain-containing protein-like. The record is from RefSeq and is a predicted model, not a curated record. NCBI's taxonomy places the organism in Eukaryota, Metazoa, Chordata, Amphibia, Anura, Pipidae. The transcript has 4 exons. The coding region runs from base 375 to 890 and encodes 171 amino acids.
CCUCCUCCCAUAUGUAUAAAUACAAAUAUACAGAGAAGGAAUGUUCUGGGCACACAGUAAUCUAUACCCUCAUAAUGUACAGGGUGGGAGAGGGAUAAGUGGGGCAGAGGCUGCUCCUGUGUUUCCUGUUGUUCUGUCUAAUCAGUGUUUUCCCUACUGAGGUGAUGCUUCCCCUCUCCGUUGCUCUUUCCAUGCCCCCCCCUGGCAGGGAUCAGGAUGCACUGACGCCAGAGCUGCUGCUUUAAUAACACACUUUAGAGUAAGUGGAUGUGAGUGACAGACAAAGGGUGUGAAGGCUUUGUGCUCUGGCAGGGAGAGGGCUGUUGGUGGGGCCUGGGAUAAGGAGUGGACUGAAUAGCAAAUAAAGUGCCAUUAUGAGUGAGGGGCAUUCUGGCAGCUUUGAUGCAUCACUCCGAACUCCCUUGCAACUUCCAGCUGGAAAUAAUCCCACGUUGGAACCCCCUGAGAUGGAUCAAGAUACAGACAGGCUGGAGAAUGAUCCCCCACUCAGCCCAGAACCCAGCUGCUCCAAACACAAGAAUCGGGGCUCCUCCAGGAGGAAGAAAGGCCAGGAACGCAAACUGUCAGCCAGCCACAUAGAACAAGCAGCAGGCGAUGUGUCAGAUCUCUCUGCAUCUCUGUUCCUGGCCUGUCUCUUCUGCCACUUCUCUGACUGUCUCGUCCUGCUCCCUGGGACUUGUGACCUGGGACUGCGCAGUCUCUGCUUCUCACCAUCUCCCUCGAGCUGUCUCUCAUCCUUCCCUGAUCUCUGCUGCUGUCUCUCUCCUUCUGCCUGUUCCAACACAGACUGUGGCUGCCUGGAUGUGUGCCAGCAUACAGCCGAGUGCCUAGAGUUGGCCAUGGAGGUCUCCGAGAUGUGCUACCGCUGACUAAACUGGGUACCCCCUGUCUGUUUGUGUGUGCUUGCUGCUCACCCCCACUCAUGCCAUGUAACUAACCUUAUAACACAAUGCAAUAAUACUGGGCAGCCUUAUAGGCUCUGCUGGGUAAGGGAAUUUGUCAGGGACCAUUGCCCGUGGCUAGGGUUGCCAUCUGGCCGGUAAAAACGAGGGAUGAUCCCAAUGUUAUUAAUAGGGAAAAAAGCUAAAUUUAUAGGAAGGCCGGUAGUUUUUUCCAGAAAAGGUGGCAACCCUACCUGUGGCACAGAGCUAACAGUCCAUUGUCUGUGGCCCAGGGAAUCCCUGCUCCUUAGAGCUAACAGUCUAUUGUAGCAAAGGAAAUCCCUGCUUGUUAGAGCUAACAAUUAUUGUCUGUGCCCCAGGGAAUCCCUGCACCUUAGAGCUAACAGUCUACCAGUGCAAGUGAAAGCUAGCAUAGAGGUAUAGGGGACAAUAUUGCUAAGCAGACCCAACUCCUAUCCUUCUGACUGGCUGGGUGCUAUAAUUAUGGGUGCAUGCAGUGUGGCUGAUGGGGCCCUCAGGUUGUGGAGUAACUUUUUUUGUGUUUGUUAGACAGCUGUGCUCUUUGUCUCCUGGCCGGGCUCUUCUGUGAGGCCUCCAUAUUGUGCUCUGCCCUGUUGGCCUGUGUGAGCUGCGGGCUCUGCAGUGACAGGUCCCCGUGCUGCUCUGCAUCUCCCGACGGUCUGGGCUGUACUUCUGUGGGGAACGGCUCGUGCGACUGCGACUGUGUGACGGCAAGUGAAGGGUGUCGUUCUUCCGACUGUCUGGAUCUGUGCCUGGAGUGCUGCGCUCUCUGCUUCCCCUCCUGACCAGCAUGAUGCCCACCAGCCAUGUAAAGCCUGGGGCACAACCACUGCCGCAUGUGUCUAUUUCCUCUGUCCGACAAACAUAAUAAACAUGAACUUUCUUACCCA